Messenger RNA from Schistosoma curassoni, 1495 nucleotides. Lineage: Eukaryota; Metazoa; Platyhelminthes; Trematoda; Strigeidida; Schistosomatidae. The record is from the annotation of a GenBank genome assembly.
UGAAAAGGAAGAUGAAAUGCACAUUUUCAUUCAUUCUGUCGAUAACACUUAGUUUGAUCAUCGUGUUGCUUCACGAAUUCUUCGAAUGUCAAGAUGUUUAUGAAAAAAGAGCUUUACUAGAAAAAGAGUUCGUAAUUCAUGAAAAUGGUUCACAUCGAUAUUCUUUUCGAUUUGGUUAUUUACAGAAAAUUAGUCUUAAUCAGUCACAUCCGGUUGUGAAUGGCAGUUUCAACAAAUUCACUGAUAUUCAAAGUUUCACACCGAAAUUCCCGUUCAAAUAUUUUGAUACUGAAGUCAAAAGAUUUGAUUUUUACUCUACUGGUAUAAUAAGUGUAUUCAAAGAAGAAUACUUCGGAUUGAUUAUGGGUCACCGUUCAUUGGAUAACAAUGCCGAAUAUGAGGUUUUGAAUAGCAAGGAAUUACUUGCUGCUAAAUGGUCUGUCAAAAGUGAAGAGGAGGAUGGUACACGUUCCUAGAAAAAUUGAUGAAACAAAGUGGUUGUCGAAGAUCGCCUAUGUGAACAAGUCUAGAAACGAUUAUGAAUUUGUUGUUCCUGUUGAAUGGAUAAAAAGUGCCGUGUUGCUGGAGUUUGAAUACAUCGGGAGUACGUUGAAACUUAUUUAUUCAGCAAUAAUUAUUUUCACACUUGAAUACAUCGCUGUUGUCUCACCAAACCAAAAAUUGUAUGUGUAUCUGUAAUCAACUAUUAAAUAACAUACAGUCAUCUGCCAGUGACCAAAAGCUGUUACUAUUAUCAUCAAAGAAUGUUGUUCGAUCCGAAUAAUCUGGAACAUUAACUGACAACACACAGAGAAGAAUGCGGUCACACACUUCCACAUAUUUCAUCAUCGUAGGUCGACUGAAAAAUUUACAAGAAAAGUGUCAUUGAUGAGUGCAAAAACAGUGACAUCCUUCGUUUGUUGUUCCAAUCGGGCAACGUCAUUGAACAUGAAUCUUCAGUCUAAGAACAACUGAAUUUGCUAUGAAUGAAAUAUUCAGUGAUCUACCAAAUCACCAUUGUACAAUUGAUUUCUCGUUUCAUGUCUUGUUAUUAACUUACCUUGUAUUCGAUAACCUGAAAUGAAAUCGCAUUAUUCUUUUCACAGCCUAUUGUCCAAAAUACAAUUCGAGUGAGGCAUGCAACAGCUUGUCAACAUUGAAUACACAUUGUAUUUGGUGUGAAAGAACAAACACGUGCAUGGUUAUUACUGAUAAGGAUGCUCAUAGCUUGAAAGUGAAUGAUUGUCACGUUAAGGUUAGUACAUUCGUACUGACCGAGAACCUCACGGAAACUACUGAACGGACUGAUCAAUAUUCGGUGAGUAUUUGCGUUUUGACAAAUAAUCCCAAACGUUUGUUUCAUUCAGGAUAUAACUACCGAAACAACUAAAGACAGUAAACAGAACGAAACACUUCAGUGCUUAUAUGUUGUGAUAAUUUUGGUCAUCACCUUCUUUGUUUUAUGCAUCGUUUGUAUUUUGGGGAGAUGGUUGUA